ACAUCCUGAUAGCAAUUCUAAGAAAAACAGCAAUUGUCUUCUGAAAUACCCUUUUGUGGCGGAAAAGCCGAUGGCUGCUGCAGGGGCGGCGGGGGGCUGUGGACGAAUGUUGGAAGAAGACCGGGAUCAGACCUAUGAGAAUGUCCUGGCUGAGAUUCAGUCUUUCGAGCUGCCCAUCGAAGCGACUUUAAGGUCUGUGUAUGAUGACCAGCCAAAUGCACACAUGAGGUUUAUGGAGAAGUUGGAGGCCUGUAUUCGUAAUCAUGACAAGGAAAUUGAGAAGAUGUGCAAUUUUCAUCAUCAAGGUUUUGUCGAUGCCAUCACGGAGCUACUUAAAGUCAGGACUGAUGCAGAGAAACUGAAGGUGCAAGUUACUGAUACCAACCGAAGGUUUCAAGAUGCUGGGAAAGAGGUGGUAGUGCAAACAGAAGAUAUUAUUCGCUGUAGAAUUCAGCAGAGGAAUAUUACAACAGUAGUAGAAAAAUUGCAAUUAUGCCUUCCAGUGUUGGAAAUGUACAGUAAGCUCAAAGAACAAAUGAGUGCAAAAAGGUAUUACUCUGCUCUAAAAACAAUGGAACAAUUAGAGAAUGUGUACUUCCCUCGAGUUAGUCAAUACCGGUUUUGUCAGCUAAUGAUAGAAAAUCUUCCUAAACUCCGUGAAAAUAUUAAAGAAAUCUCCAUGUCUGAUCUCAAAGACUUUUUGGAAAGUAUUCGAAAACAUUCUGACAAAAUAGGUGAAACUGCUAUGAAACAGGCACAGCAGCAGAAAACUUUCAGUGUGGCUUUGCAGAAACAAAAUAAUGUAAAAUUUGGGAAGAAUAUAUAUAUAAAUGAUAGAAUUUCAGAACAGAGGCAUGAAACUUUAUUAAAGCAUGCACUUGAGGAAGAGGAUGAGAAUGAAGAAGAGGUUUUAACUGUUCAGGAGCUUGUUGAUUUCUCCCCUGUUUACCGAUGUUUGCACAUUUAUUCUGCUUUGGGCAAUGAGGAAACAUUUGAAAAUUAUUACCGAAAACAAAGAAAGAAGCAGGCAAGACUGGUUUUGCAACCCCAAUCAAAUAUGCAUGAAACAGUUGAUGGCUAUAGAAGAUAUUUCACUCAAAUUGUAGGGUUCUUUGUGGUGGAAGAUCAUAUUUUACACGUGACCCAAGGACUGGUCACCAGGGCAUACACUGAUGAACUUUGGAACAUGGCCCUCUCAAAGAUAAUUGCUGUCCUUAGAGCUCACUCAUCUUAUUGCACAGACCCUGAUCUUGUUUUGGAGCUGAAGAAUCUCAUUGUAAUAUUUGCAGAUACCCUGCAGGGUUAUGGUUUUCCAGUGAACCGACUUUUUGACCUUUUAUUUGAAAUAAGAGAUCAAUACAGUGAAACACUGCUUAAGAAAUGGGCUGGAGUUUUCAGGGAUAUUUUUGAAGAAGAUAACUAUAGCCCCAUCCCUGUUGCUAAUGAAGAAGAAUAUAAAAUAAUCAUCAGUAAAUUUCCCUUUCAGGAUCCAGAUCUUGAAAAGCAAUCUUUCCCAAAGAAAUUCCCCAUGUCUCAGUCAGUGCCUCAUAUUUACAUUCAAGUUAAAGAAUUUAUUUAUGCCAGCCUUAAAUUUUCAGAGUCACUACACCGGAGUUCAACAGAAAUAGAUGAUAUGCUUAGAAAAUCAACAAAUCUGCUGCUGACCAGAACUUUGAGUAGCUGUUUACUGAACCUUAUUAGGAAACCUCACAUAGGUUUGACAGAGCUAGUGCAAAUCAUCAUAAACACAACACACUUGGAACAAGCUUGUAAAUACCUUGAGGACUUUAUAACAAACAUUACAAAUAUUUCUCAGGAAACUGUUCAUACCACGAGACUUUAUGGACUUUCUACCUUUAAGGAUGCCCGACAUGCAGCUGAAGGGGAAAUAUAUACCAAACUUAAUCAGAAGAUUGAUGAAUUUGUUCAACUUGCCGAUUAUGACUGGACCAUGUCUGAGCCCAAUGGAAGAGCUAGUGGAUAUUUAAUGGAUCUCAUUAAUUUUUUGAGAAGCAUCUUUCAAGUGUUCACUCAUUUACCUGGGAAAGUUGCCCAGACAGCUUGCAUGUCAGCCUGCCAGCAUCUGUCAACAGCCUUAAUGCAGAUGCUACUGGACAGUGAGUUAAAACAGAUAAGCAUGGGAGCUGUUCAGCAGUUUAACUUAGAUGUCAUACAGUGUGAACUGUUUGCCAGCUCUGAGCCCGUCCCAGGAUUCCAAGGGGACACCCUGCAGCUAGCGUUCAUCGACCUCAGACAACUCCUAGACCUGUUUAUGGUUUGGGAUUGGUCCACUUAUCUAGCUGAUUACGGACAGCCUGCUUCAAAGUACCUCCGAGUGAACCCAAACACAGCGCUUACUCUUCUGGAGAAAGUCCAUAGAGGGAUAAAGGAUACUAACAAAAAGAACAAUAUAUUUGCUCAGUUCAGGAAGAAUGAUCGAGACAAGCAAAAGUUGAUAGAGACUGUUGUGAAACAGCUGCGCAGUUUGGUGAAUGGGAUGUCCCAGCACACCUAGACUUCCCACGGCUGCAUUCAUUCAGGGAUGCCCAAUUCACGAGUCCACACCGAUCACUAACAAGCACUAGCCAUGAUGCAGAUGCCUCUUUGCCGAAUUCAAGAAUACAACAGAGAACGGAUGCCGGUGAGGGCUGAAACAAGAACCAGUAAUAAAUAUCCUUUGUAUGAAUUUUUAAAUAAUUGGAUACUAUUUUAUAUGUAUAUAUGUAAUGUGAUUUUUUUUCACUUUGGGGGGGGAUGGCAAAACUAAUAUAUAAAUCAGGUCAAAAAGUAUAUAUGAAAAUUGACUGUCAAAAAAAUAAAGAAAAUUGACUGUCAACAUAUUAGAUGUAUGCCUCUACCUAUAAUUUGUCCUUGGGCUCUGGGCAUUGUUUGGCUUUCUGUUUCAAUUUGAAAGAUGGUUUUUGUCAUCAGUGUCUGGCUCUGGAAUGUAGCUGUUGUCUGUUGCAGGAAUGUUACUCCCUGUCACUUUCUGACUUUCCGCUUUUUUUACCCUCCACUUCAAUUCAAAGCUCUAAAAUUUCAAAUUUCCCUGAGUCUGAUGAGGUAAUAGACACCUCCUUAAAAUGCCCAAAAUCAAAUGAUGUGACUCAGGCAGAGUCCUCGUGGGUGGGUGCAUGUCAGCCUUCUGAAUAUGAAGGGAAGGUGGCUGGCUCCAGACUGCAGCGCUGUUUCUGUUCUUUUUUUUUUUUUUUAAUCGUUUUAUUAGGGGCUCAUACAACUGUUUCUGUUCUAUUAGUGAUGUUUGCAGCUGACCCCACUCUAAGCUUUGUCUGGUUGGUUUGGUUCAACUUAAAGGCGAGGACAAAGGUGAACUGGGGCAAAUUUGAAGCCGGGGUGGAGGUGGCUGUGUCUCCACACACAGGAGUCAGCACAGGCCAGUUACUUUCUUCUGCGAGCCCGUCUCCGUUCUGUGCCCUCACUGUGGAAGCAAGCCAAGCUCAAAGAACUCUGGCAAACUGAAAACAAGCGACCGUUUUCCUUUGAAUAAGUUUCACAUCCCUAUCUUCUCACCACUAUAUUUAUGCUUACUCCCUUGGCAUUUUCAGGAUUUCUGCCUGUAAGAAACUCAUACUUGAUGUUGUAUAAUAAGUGUAAGGAAUCUUCUGUAUAUUUCUUGACUUUGUGAUGGAGUAUUAAAAAGACUGAGCAAA
This is a messenger RNA of Echinops telfairi (small Madagascar hedgehog), 3671 nucleotides long. It is a transcript of the gene EXOC6, whose product is annotated as exocyst complex component 6. The transcript is spliced from 23 exons. Gene Ontology annotation, biological process: Golgi to plasma membrane transport; intracellular protein transport; exocytosis. Gene Ontology annotation, cellular component: exocyst; membrane. The coding region runs from base 71 to 2515 and encodes 814 amino acids. The record is from RefSeq and is a predicted model, not a curated record. NCBI's taxonomy places the organism in Eukaryota, Metazoa, Chordata, Mammalia, Afrosoricida, Tenrecidae.